Arabidopsis thaliana (thale cress) is the source of this 1049-nucleotide messenger RNA. RefSeq lists its product as uncharacterized. The record is from RefSeq and is marked reviewed. The transcript has a single exon. The coding region runs from base 141 to 521 and encodes 126 amino acids. NCBI's taxonomy places the organism in Eukaryota, Viridiplantae, Streptophyta, Magnoliopsida, Brassicales, Brassicaceae.
CGGUCAACUUGCAAAAACAACAACAAAGUCUUUACCAAACGCACGAAACGGUUCCGAGAAGAAGUCAAAAUCGUAACCAACCAAAGAAAAAAACCCAUCGCCGAAUUCAACGCAGCCUUGAGAGAGAGAGAAUCUUGGUAAUGGUGUUCAACAGUGCGAUGGUUAUGGCGGUGGCAGAAGUCUCCACCGACACGUGGCAACUGAUUUGGAGGGUUCCGUCGUCGCAGAGGAUCGAUACAGAGCAGCUUUUUGACAUAGCUGUUUGCUUCCCGAUUCAUCAAUUGAGUCGUUUCGUUCUCUGUUUAUGGACUUUCAUGUGUCUUCCUUCUUCUGAUUCUUUCUACUCUUACACGUACGAGACUUUAUCUGCUUCUUCUUCUUCGGAGGCUGAUGAUGAUGAUCGACUUGCUUUUGAUCAUAAUAAUCUUUAUAAUCGUCGUGAUUAUUAUUCUGAUGAUGAUGAUCAAUCUAUUUCAUCGUUUGAUGAUGACAAUUAUGAUCACUACUCUCAUUCAGAUUAACAAUUUUUUUGUAUAUAUAGUUUUUCUAAAUUUUGGGGUUUUCUGAGCUGAUUGAUUUAGGUAAAUGCCCUGUUUGGUGAAAGUUACAAUCUGUUUUUUUUUAGACACUGUAAAUUAAUAUACACGUGGAUAUUAAUAGAUUUUCCAUUGAAUUUCCCAUCUUUGUGUUUUCAAUUUGGUAUUGUGUUUUAGGUUUGAUGAUAUAUAUUAUGCAAUGGUUUUGUUCUUGCCAUAUUUGUGAUCUCAAAGAAGCUUCUUAUAGACUGAUUUUGUGUGAGAAGGUUUCAAUAAUGUUUUGUGUUUAAUUCUCAUUUCCUAGUAAGACUCUACGUAAACUGAUUGGUGUAGACGCUGAGGUUAGGAUCAAUUGAAUCAAAUAACCAAGUUUUCUGAGAUUUGGGAGUCUUGAGAGACAAGAAGUUGUUGUGUUUUGAAUAGGUCAAUAUAAAUUUUUCUUAGACCAAAUUGUCUUCUUGCCAUGUUAUUUGUUAUCUCAAAGAAACUCUUAAUUUGUGAUAUUUGUAGCCG